This is a messenger RNA of Cottoperca gobio, 2630 nucleotides long. Its product is annotated as E3 ubiquitin/ISG15 ligase TRIM25-like. The coding region runs from base 395 to 2179 and encodes 594 amino acids. Gene Ontology annotation, molecular function: protein binding; zinc ion binding. NCBI's taxonomy places the organism in Eukaryota, Metazoa, Chordata, Actinopteri, Perciformes, Bovichtidae. The record is from RefSeq and is a predicted model, not a curated record. The transcript is spliced from 5 exons.
AAGUAACUAAAGUUGUCAAAUAAAUGUUGUGGAUUAAAAGGUAGACUCCGAUAUUUAACCCUGAAUUGUAUUUGAGUAGAAGUAUAAAGUAGACUACUAUAAAAUUGAAAUACUAAAGUAAAGUACAAGUACCUCAAAUUGUACAGAAAAGUACAGAACUUGAGUAAAUGUACUUCAUUACUUUCCACCACUGAUAUGAUGUGUGAUAAAGUUGAAUACUUUGACUCAAGUUUGAAACACUUGCAGUUAAUGUUUGACUCUGAAGAGGGGUUUUGUGCGUCGUUCUACACACAGACCAGUCAGCACAACUGUGUCACUGAGAACAAGCUGCAGACAACAGGCCACUCCUCCUUCAGAGAAAACGAAAGUGUCUGCCCAGUCGGAGUGGGAGAAAAUGGCUUCCAGUCGGGAGUUGUUCGACUGCUCCAUCUGUUUACAGUUACUGGAGGAUCCUGUGACGACGGCCUGUGGACACAGUUACUGUAUAAAAUGCAUCAAUGAAUUCUGGGAUGUACAUAAUGACAGAGGAAGCAGUAACAGCUGCCCUCAGUGCAGACAGACUUUCUCCCCGAGGCCUGCUCUGAAGAGGAACACACUCCUGGCUGCCCUGUUGGAGGAACACAGGAGGACAAACAGUGAAAAUGCUGCUGCUGCUGCUGCUGCUGCUGACACCUAUGCUGUGCCUGGUGAUGUGCAGUGUGACGCCUGCACAGGGAGAAAAAGAAAAGCUUGCAUGUUCUGUCUUGUGUGUUUGGCCUCUUACUGUGAGACUCAUCUGAAGCCUCACUUUGAGGUGCCACCAUUAAAAAAACACAAUCUUAUUAAAGCCUCUGAGUGGAUCAAAAACAGCAUCUGUAGCCGUCACAACAAACCCCCGGAGAUUUACUGCCGCACUGAUCAGCAGUGCAUCUGCCUGCUGUGUGCGAUGGAUGACCACAAAGGCCAUGACACCGUGGCAGCGGCAGCAGAAAAGGGUGAAAUGCAGGUCAUUCAGUUCAACCCUCUACUGAAGUUAUUUGUUGCCCGUUCUUUUUAUGUCACUGAGUUUCUAAAAAGAUUUUUGUUUCAACAGAGACAACUGGAGCAGACUAAACAGGAAAUUGCAGACAGAGUGCUGGAUUCAGAGAGGAACAUAGUGGAGCUGAGGCAGGCUGCAGACUCUAUGAGAGAUGCUGCAUGGGAAGUCUGUGAUGACUUGGAGCGACUGUGUGAUGAACGCAUCCGUAUAUUCGUCUCCUCUGUGGAGAGGAAGCGCUCUGAGAUGAGAGAGAGAGUUGGAGAAGCAGAGAAAGCUGGAGUGGACUGGACCAACAGUCGUCUCGGGAAACUGAAGCUUAAAGUGUCAGAGCUGAGGAGGAGAGAAGAUGAACUCGACCAGCUUUCACUAACGGACAACCCCAUUCAGUUUCUGCAGGUUUUCCAGGCCCUAGGUGUUCUCCCUGUGUUCACAGACUCACAUGAAAAACCUGACAUGCUGACAGAUUUUGUCACUGCACAGACAGAUAAACUGAAAGCUAUGUGCAACAAAGAAAAGAAAGAAGUAUUCAGCUAUUGUGAAGAAAAUCUGAUGUCAAAAGAGCCUAGGUUGCAUGAGAAAACAAUAUCAAGGAAAUACCUUUUAACCAAAUAUAAGGGCUCCACCGUGGAGAUGGAUCCCAACACAGUAGCUGCAUGUCUUUGCUUGUCUGACAGAAACAGAGAGAUAUCAUGGAGUGACAGGGACCAGGCUCACCCUGAUCACCCCGACAGAUUCACCUUCUAUCACCAGGCUCUGUGCAAAGAGAGCUUUGAGUGCAGCAGCUACUGGGAGGUGGAGUGGGAUGGUGGCAUUGUUGAUUUGGCCGUGUCUUACAAAGGCAUUAAAAGAAAGGGUUCAGGGAAAAGUUGCUGCUUUGGCCACAAUGAGCUCUCCUGGAAAUUAACCUGCUCUUCGUCCGGCUGCACGUUUUGGCACAAUAAUCUUCACAAGGGCCUGAUUCCUCCAGUUCUCUCCCACAGAGUGGGCAUUCAUCUUGAUUACGAAGCAAGAACACUGGAAUUCUACAGUGUUUCUGACUCUGGCAGUUUAACAAGGCUGCACCAGAUCCGGACCACCUUUAUUGAACCUCUUUAUCCUGGGUUUUCUGUUGAUUUAGGUUCAACACUGAAAAUAUGCAACAUCGAAGCUAGUCUAUAUUAAAACAUGUUAGCUGCAGGACCUCCUGCUAUUUAUGAUUCAGGGAUAGAAACUAGAAUAUAAUAAGCAUAUACAUUUUUGAGUUAUGGCCAAAAUGGCAUUUUCACCAAGACUUUGACCUGUGACCUUUUACCAACAUAAUCGUUAUCUUUCUGGAGUUUUUUGGUAUAUUUUGGCUUUUUUCUCUCACAGCACCUCUUUAAAGUUGCCUUAUGGAAAAGAUGAUUCCUCAGUCAGGUGUUGCUGAUAUAUAUAUUAUGAAAAGCGCUUGAAACGCGUAGGCUGUGUUUUGCGUUGUGUCAGGGUUCCAUGUUUUUGUUGUGUCGCUUGAUGUUGUAUGUUGGAUGACCUCAAUGGAAGUAAGCCAUUUAGGGUUUGCUAUGUUUUAAUCAUUGAUGAUUGUAAAUACUGCCUAUUCUGUAUUUUUCAUUAUUAAACAAAGCAAACAAAUCAA